This is a messenger RNA of Ogataea parapolymorpha DL-1, 330 nucleotides long. RefSeq lists its product as uncharacterized. The transcript is spliced from 2 exons. The record is from RefSeq and is a predicted model, not a curated record. Lineage: Eukaryota; Fungi; Ascomycota; Pichiomycetes; Pichiales; Pichiaceae. The coding region runs from base 1 to 330 and encodes 109 amino acids.
AUGGCUCCUCGCAGAAGGAACGUUACUCUCGCAGCCGCCUCCGCAGUCGCGCUUUUAGGAGCUGCGUCGCUUGUCGUGACCACAUAUCCUCAUUUAUUGGAAAGAUUACCGUGGUGGAAAAAGAAGUCCGCCACCGAGAACAAAGAAUCCGAGCAAGACUCGUCUGCCGAGACGGCAGAGAAUAUUGGCGACUCGACUGUUGUUGUGCAAGAAAACCAGUUGACUGAGAAGGAGCUCAAAGAGGUCCUCAAAGAGAAAGCGAUACCUAUUCCUGAAGGUGCUACUCUUGAUGACCUUAUCGCCCUUGCUGAUAAGGCUAAAUCUGUAUAA